UUGUUAUUUUUAUUUUGUUUUUUAGGUUAUACUAGGAAUUUUGGAAUUUUUUCAAAUGAAUUAUUAUGUGCUGAAUCAAAAAAGAUUAUAAAUUAUAACUAUGAUUAUAAUGGGUACUUCCAAAAUUUGCCGUUUCUGUUUGCGCGAGGAAAAAAACGAUACAAACAAUGAAAUUAUAGAUAUUUUCGAUUGCACUCUGGACAUUUUAUAUGAGAAAAUAUCUCAUUGUACAGGGAUUUGUCUUUCCCCUGAAGAUCCCAUACCAUCACUGAUCUGUAAAAGUUGUAUUGACAUCAUAAAUCAAUUCACUAACUUCAUGGAAACCAUCAAAAGCUCAGAAAAAGUUUUGCAGCAAUUAUAUGUUCACAAAUAUCCACCUGAACCAAAAUCAGAGAUUGCUAAAAAAGAAGAAAUAGCUACACAAGAAGAGUUUGUCUCAUGUGAUUCUGACUCCAGUAUAAAUGAUUUUGAAAUCAACACUGAUGACCAAAAUACUACUAGUCCUGCUUCCAUAAGCCCUCAAAAUGAUGGAGAUACUUUGUUUUUUUCUGGAGGAAAGAAGCUCAGUAUAUGUGAAUUGGAUGAAACUAUGAGAAAACAAAUGGAAGGAAAUUCAUAUACAUGUGACAUUUGUUCUAAAGUCUUUGAUUCAUUUUUUGAAUAUCAGGACCAUCAGCAUUCCCACAAUGGGCACUUUGUUUUUUGUUGCUCUAAAUGUGACCAGACUUUUUCUAGUAGAAAUGAUUUGGUUGAACAUGAGAGAAAUCAUAAAGUAUCAUGUGAAACAUGUAAUAGUCAAGUUCUGACUAAAAGUUUGGAAGCUCAUAUGAAAAAACACACUGAUAAACAUAAAUGUACUGAAUGUGAUUCAAGACAUACUUCCAAGGCUUCAAUGGAAAAACAUUACAAGGCACGUCAUACUGAUAUCAAAGGAUAUGUCUGCCACAUUUGUGGAAAACAAAACAGUUGUCAGUCUUCAAUGAAACGCCAUAUUGCCUCUCACUUCUCAGACAGACCACACCAAUGUAAAAGCUGUACUUUCUCUGCCAAAUCCAAAACAGUUUUGAAAGUACAUGAAUCAAGAAAACACAGUAACCAAAAAUGUGUGUGUGAAGUUUGUGAGAAAGUAUUCAAAUCCACACUGAGCUUACUACAACACAAGAAACGUAUUCACAACCCAAAAAAACACCAGUGCCAUGUCUGUGACAAAGCUUUUACUGAAAAAUACAAUUUGAGCCAACAUCUUUCAAGGAAACAUUUGAAGCAAAGAAUUCAUGAAUGUGGGGAGUGUAAUAAGGAGUUUGCCACAGUGAGACAACUCAGAGAACACAAAUUUGAACACAGAAAAGGGCAUAAAGUGAGUUGUCUACCAAAAUCAACUCAUAGUGAACUUCAAAAGUCUGAUGUAAAAAGUGUCACAUCAAUGCCAAAUACCAGUAUCCAACUUAAUAAAGAUUGAUGAAAAAUAUAGAAUUCUUCAUUUUUCACUAGAACUUGAAAAUAAUAAAAGUAGAAUUUAUGCACAACCCAAAACCUUACUUGAGAAUAUGAAAAUAUGGUUGGUUUAUUUUAAGGAAGUGUAUAGACUGCCUAUACCCUUUGCUUAGGAUGCCGACCAGUACACAAAAAUUAUCAAUUUUGAGGGAGAAAAAACAUGAUUUAAAAAAAAACUUCUGAAAAAAUGAUAUAUACUCAUACUCACACAAACACACUAACCUAUUGGUGGAACAAAAACCUGAUCAAAAAAAUCUUGUGAACUAACAAUGGAGGAAGGAAAAACUAGAUUAGAAAACAAUAAAAUAUAAAAUGAAAGUGAUGUAGGUGUACUCAACCCAAACAGACUAACUGUUUAGUGAAACAAAAAUCUGACAAGCCAAUGUCUAACCACUAAUAAACUACUAACCAUCUUGGAUCUCUUUGUUAUACAGAAAGAAUGUAUUCCACUAAAUGGUCGGCAGUUUACAGAAACAGUAUAGACUGCCGACCAGUCAGCAUACUAUACUUUUUUUGGGUUGCCGACCGAUUUUAUACAGAAAGAAUGUAUUCCACUGAAUCGUCUGCAGUCUAGAGAAAAAGUAUAGUUUGCUGACUAGUUGGCAGCCACACUUUCUUAUUUGAAAUUGCUGCUCAGAAUAAACCUACCAUACCUCCUAAAUCAUAAAUCAGGAUUAAAUGUCAUUACUUAUUUUAUGAAAGUGGAUGAGGAAGAGGACUGAACUAAAUAUUUCUGGGUUCAUAUUUUAAAACUACUUAUGAUGAUAUAAAGUACAAUAUACAGUGCAAUAUGUAUAAAAAAUAAUUGAAAUAUGAUCAAAAGUUUAAAACUAUAUGAAAAAUUGACCAUACUUGAACUGUGGAAGAAUAGUUGACCACAUGGGGAAGACUUGUAUUUUCCACUCUCCUAAUAUAGGUACUAAUGAAAAUAACAUUACACAUUAUUUGUGUAAAUAUGAAGAAACUCCAGAACAGUAAUAAUUGCAGUUUCUAACUGCUGUGUGUUAUUAUUAUCUAGCAUUAUGUCCCAAGCAUUAAAAUCAUCUAGAUCACAUUCUGAAGGUGCAUCAUCAACAUCUAAAAAUUGAGCAUAUACUAUUUCUUUCAUAUGAACUAUUUUCAUUUGAUUGUACCUUUUGUGAAUUUCCAUCCUCUAUUUUUCCUUGUAUCAAGAUCAGCUGAGAUUCUAACAGUUUUUGUAAUGCCUCUGUAUGUUUCUUUAAACCAUUCAAUAUCAGAUUUUCUUCUAAUGUCACUAACAAUCCAAACUGGUGUCACUGUUGCUGAAAUUAGUACUUACACUUGAUUUAUCAUUAUAUCAUUUUUAUUAUUGAGGUCUCUUUCAUAACUUACCUUCAGCACAAGCUGCUCUACAAAAAUAUCCAUUAUCUUUAUCUCUUUCACCUUCACUCCAUUUUAUCAUAUUCAGUCUAUGUUUUUCUUUGUAAGGACUAUCACUCAUCAGCUCAAGCAAAUCAAGCUUGUGUAAACUGGCAUAUAGCCCCUUCAAUGGGCCUGAUAUUCUAAUAAUUGAACAUAUGUUUUCUCCUAAC
Messenger RNA from Phaedon cochleariae (mustard beetle), 3047 nucleotides. NCBI's taxonomy places the organism in Eukaryota, Metazoa, Arthropoda, Insecta, Coleoptera, Chrysomelidae. The record is from the annotation of a GenBank genome assembly.